Molecule: messenger RNA, 1211 nt
Organism: Schistosoma margrebowiei
Lineage: Eukaryota; Metazoa; Platyhelminthes; Trematoda; Strigeidida; Schistosomatidae
Source: the annotation of a GenBank genome assembly
CAAGGCGGCUAGUUGACUUUGUUUUUUUGUGAUGGGCGAUCUGAGUGGCCCGGUGUACGAAAGUACGCCGAAAAACUAUAAAAAACGAAAUACCAGACAAACAAAUUUUGCAACACCCCAUAUUCCACUGGCUGGGGGCGGUAGUAAAAAAGCAAGACUAGUCAUAGAACAAAUGAACGUUUCAAAUCAAGCAGCUCCUCUCGAUGAACAGUCAGAUGUAAACACAAAUGUCAGUUCAUCUCGCCGCUCUGUAAAUAAACAACUUUCUCAACCUCGACGAGUUAUUGCAACUGGAAAUAAAUCUCGUCAAAACAACUGGAUGUAUGUGAAUCGUAAAGAAACAUCUAAACCGAGUAAUCGUCGUGUUUCACCUAUUCGAAAUCGACAAUCUCAGAGCUCCGGUCGAAAUAGACAGUUAAUUCAAACACAACAUUCAAGUAAAACAACAGGAAGUGCUUCAAAUGAUAAUCAAAUUAGGCCGAAGAGAAGAGCCGCUCCCUGUGAAAUCGCUUUAAGAGAAAUAAGAGCUUUUCAGCGUAGUACAAAUCUUCUUUUAAGGAAGUUACCAUUUGCACGUUUAGUACGUUCUAUCACUGUUCGUACACUUGGUCCCAGCUAUUUAUCAUUUAAUUGGCAAGCUGUCUGUUUUUUGGCAUUACAAGAAGCUGCGGAAGCAUUUAUUGUUCAUUUAUUCGAAUGCGCACAACGAUGCGCAAUACAUGCAAGACGUGUAACAGUUAUGACCAAGGAUAUUCAAUUAGUGACACAUUUACAAAAUAUACCAACUUCAUCACAAUUUACACAUUAUCAUCAUACUAUACAAAGCCAACAACAACUGGCACAUUUGAAACAAUUAAAAUAUAAACCUGCUUCACAGCCUCGGAAAAAAGGUUAUUCUCAACAAUCAGAUGUUGACGAAGACGAUAGCACUGAUACUUCAUAGAUGAAUCUUUUUUUGUUUUUCUUUUCUCCAUCCUUGUCAUUUUAUCAUGAUAUGCUUUUGUGUAUCUGUAUCUGUACAGAUCAUGAUGUAUAUACUGUCUUCAUUGUUCAUAUCUUUCCCGUGACUAUGGUUGAUACGGUAAGUCAAUCAGAAGUAGCCAAAUAGGGAAGGUCAAUCGAUAGCAAUCAGAAUUGACCUGAAUGACAAGUGCAUUUAAUUGGCUAAAAAAUGGAUUAAAUUUCCAAGGGGGGGGGGCUAGAGUUGUACA